AUGACGACCGUGACGGCCAAGGAUGUCUAUGUGUCUUGGAAUGGCGAUCUGAAUACCUGGCCAGAUUUCGUUCGAAAGGUGAGACUCCAGUAUGAGAAGACGCAGCCAAGCAAACGCUACUUGCUUGGCCCUGAGCUUGUGAGUCGCUUGACGGACAAGGCUUGGCAGGCUUCGUACGAGAUCGACCAUGACCGCCUUUCUGGACGCCAUGGAGUGAAGUACAUGCUCAGCUUCCUUCGUGACAAGCUCUGCCGUGCACCGGUCCCCGAUGCAGGGGCCCGCCUCGAGGAUCUACUGAUCCGACUCCGUCGACAGCCCGGUACUCCUUUUGCUCAAUGGGCUCAUGAGGUGAGAGAGCACUACCGACGACUUCAACGUGCCCUUCUCCGAGCUCGACAAGAAGCCCAACCUAAGGAGACCUCCAUGAAGAAGAGCUCAAAAGGAAGCUCCAAAAAGAGCCAUGGUUCAACAGCCACUGAACCGGAACCUCGACCUUCAUCCACUGGCAGUGACCACUCGCCUUCGAGGAGUGUCCGUAGUCGAGAACCUGCCAUUCCGGAAGAUGAGGAGCAAGAAGAAGAAGACGGAGAAGAAGAUGAAGUGGACGAUGGCUCUCCUUCCAACCGUGGUGGCUGGAACACCUGGUGGCAAUGGGGCAAUCAGUGGACUGUUGAAGAGUGGAAUGAGUGGCUUGGCAAGAAGAAGAAGCAUGAUGGCUCUGACUCCUGGUCUGCCUACGCUGAGGACGAUGAGGACAUGAAUGAAGAAGAGACCUAUUGGGGUAGUGCUUCAUGGGAUGAUGGUUCCUGGACUACCUCUUCGGCAUGGUGGAAUGACACCGAGGCUGAGUUUGAGUUCUCACCGGAAGAGCAGAAGCAGAUUGAUGAGGUCUAUGCGGCCUAUGAAGACAAGGGCAAGGGCUCUUUCAAAGGAAAGCAAAAGGGAGGACCGUCUCCCGUGAUGGCUGCCUCCUCCUUUCAAGGCAGCUCAAGCCCUGGCAAGGGACGACAACGUCCAGGUGAACCUGACUAUACGGGAUGCUUCAUUUGUGGAGCUCGUGAUCAUUCAUUCCAGCAAUGCCCAAAGCGACAUCAACGAAAAGGUGGUGGCAGUGCACACUAUGUCGACGUUCUCUAUGCCUCUCUGGAGAACGACACCUACACGACCAAUGAAUUUGACAGCUCGGUCUUCAUGGCUCAAGACGACUCCAUGGAUGCUGAGGAAACCAUUUCAGCGUGGACUGUUCAGCCCUCAGAUGAUCAGUUCCACGCGGUGAUCGACUGUGGAGCUACCGAGACGGUUGCGUCCUUGCAUGCACUGACGGCCAUUAUGAAUCGCCGCCAGUCCAAGUUUGGCUAUGAGGAGAUCCGUGUCAACCAGGACGUCCGGAAGACAUUCAAGUUUGGAAAUGGACGCACUCUCCAAGCCACUUCAUACGUUGAGAUCCCACAGAGCAUUGGUGGCACCCAUACUUGGCUUGGAGUACAUGCUCUGGACACGGACGAUCGCUAUGUGCCACUGCUCCUUGGCAUGAGGACCCUUGAGAGGCUCGCAGCGGUGAUCGAUUUCGGCAGCAAGACUGCCAGCUUUUGUGCUGUGAGUGAUGAAUUGGUUUUGGGUUCGAGUCUGAAGUUUGCGAGGGCACGAACCCGGGGAUUUCACACGAUAGCCAUGUCCGGGACCCCGUCGACUACAUGCAGUCAACCCGAGACACCGAAGAAGGUGACGGCGAAGGGGAAAUCCAAAGGGCAGAAGAACCAGAAGCUGCCCGACGACCAGAUCUACGACUUCGCCAGGAAGGAAGGGCCGGAUCCCAGAGAUCCUCGGUUCAAAGGAGGACCGUGCAAGGGCCAGCAUGUGGAAGCCCCCUUCGGACGUGGCUCUCCAUCCGGGAAGAACGGAUGGGCAAUGUGGAAGACAUGUCAGAAUUGCAUGCUUCGCCUCGAGUACAUCCCAGCAUAUGGCGCUCAUGCCAAGUACAGGAGUGCAGGUCCUCUCAGCACCGACACCAAGGACCAGCUGAUCGAGAAGGCGAACGAGAUCGAGAAGGACCCUUCUGUGCUUCGUACAGCGGAGGUGGCUUUGGAUGGCGCAGAGAGGAGUCUCCAUCGACGUUUGGAGACCAUCCAGAAGCAGAAGGAGGCCCUGAAGAAGGACAAGACCAAGGACGAGUGCAGAGGCACUGGAAGCAGCAGCGGAGGAGUCGGACGGCUCUUGGACCGAGAUGCCUCCGACGGGUGCGAACUGACCACGCCAGAGAGCGUGAAGUGUCUGGUGGCCGAGACGAUGAAUGACACUACGACGGCCAUCAAUGACAGCUUGCAUGAAUUUGUGAACCUUUCCUUUGACUCCAUGCCUGGAGUGGUACUGUUUUCUCCUGAAGCGCGCAGCCUAGAUCUUUUGGAAGUGUGCUGUCCUCCUGAUAGCGCACUCGAGCUGAAGGAUUUCUUCAAGGAGGUCCAUGAGAAGAAGCAGAACCUCUUCCGCACAUUGCUCCAUGGUUGCCAAGUAGGAGCUGUGAAUGACAAGAAUGAGCCCGUGCUGAAGCCCUGGACGAUCUAUGUGACUGACCGUGCCAUGGCUUCCGCUUUGCACCUUGUAUGCCCUCAUGAUCACCAACACGGAGAAGCUAUGGGAGGCCAGUCGGCCAAGAAAACAGGCUUCUACCCUCCCCGAAUGGUGAGAAUCAUUGCUAGGCAGAUCCUACGACGUGACCUACCCCCUCACGUUGAAACUGUGCAAGAAAAAGAUGAAGAGGCACUCUUAGCCUAUGGGGUGUCUGAGAUUGAGACUGUUGUGCCUGAUGGUGUCUCUCCAGUCGAAUGGAAGAGAGUUUUAGCAUUGGUCAAGAGACUUCAUGUCCGAGCAGGUCAUCCCUCCACAAGAAGUUUGGUUGCCACCCUGAAAGCGAGAGGAGCACAUCCCCUCAUCACCUUGGCGGCCAAGUACAUGCAUUGUGAUGACUGUGCAGAGACCAAGCGAUCAGUUCCUGCAGCCCGAGCGAGCUUUAAUCGUUCGGACACUCUUUGGCACACCUUGCAAGUUGACAAUGCGUACUUCAAGGUAGGCACCAAGACGGUGACCGCCAUGAUCAUGGUUGAUGAGGCUUCUACUUUCAUGGUACCCCAUCUCCUACAUCGGCUUGACGAAGGAGAACAUGAGAAUGCCACUGCUGAACAGGUGGUAGAUGCCUUGCAGAACUCCUGGAUUCGAUUCUUUGGACAUCCUUCGGUUCUUCGACUUGAUCCCGAAGGAGCCUUUCGCUCACGGCUGCUAGAAGACUUUUGCGGCACCCGUGACAUCGAGCUUCAGCCUUGUGCAGCUGAAGCCCACUAUCAGAUCGGUGUUGUGGAGCGUGCCAUUGGGACACUAAGGAAAUCGGUGGAGCGCUUCCUUCGCAGCAACGCAGUUGAUCCCUGGGAGGCCAUUGUGACCAUGUGUGCAGCUCAUAAUGAAGUUGGAAAGAUUGCGGGUUUUUCUCCAGCUCAAUGGGCACUGGGACGUUCCUUGGGCAUCGAUGAGAAGAUUCAUGAGAGCGGAAGAGAAGCUACGAGUUUCCAUGAGUCUCAACGAGCUUCACAAGACAGAGUGCAAAAGACCAUGGUCCUUCGUCUCAAGGCUGAGCAAGAGUACAAGAAGAACAUGGCUCAAGAGGCCAUCAAUCGAGCCUGGAACUCCAAGGCUCAAAAGCGUGAGAUUUGGACUCCUGGCACACUCAUUUACUACAAGCGGUAUAAGGCACCUUCCACGUCUUUGGCGUCACACAAGGAUGUUGAUGUGACAAGACGACAAAUAGCUCGCUGGUAUGGCCCAGGUCGUGUGGUCGCUACUGAGAGCUUCUUGGACGGCGACUCAGCGAGGCCUGGUCACAUUGUCUGGAUUACUGCUGGUGGUCGCUUGAAGCGUGUUGCUCCUGAACAAUUGCGCCUGGCUAGCGAGACAGAGAAGAUUCUGGCUGAGGCUGACGGUCCACCUCGCUUUGACUGGACCAUUCAAGGUAUGCUGCAAGAAGUUGAUCGUGGACAAUUUGAUGUUUACGAUGAUUUGCUGCAACCGAGCCCUGCGACUCCGGCCCGGCGAUCUCGAAGCGCAGCGCCACCAGUGAGAGAUUUUUCGCCCGGCCGCUAUCUCAGCGACCCUUCCUGCGAAUUUCCAACUAGCCAUGGAGCUGCUGGCAAGAGCUGGACUGGUGAGCUCAAACGCAAUGAGCUUUUCAAAAAGGCUCAAGAACGGCACGGUGAAGCGAAGAUGGUUGAGGAAACCUCAUUUGCUUGCGAGUCACUUCAACCUGAAGAUGGUCAAGGUGAACCUCCUUUGUUUGUUGCCAUGUCUUUGGAGCUGCCCACAGAUGAAAAGAGCAUGAAGCAGUUCAAGCGAGACCCAGUGACUUGGACAGCGAACAAGUUGAAGAAACAUGUUGAAGUGAAGAUGGAGCAUCUUACUCCAGAACAAGUUGAAGACAUGAAGAAGGCCAAGUCUUUGGAAGUUGGUCAAUGGAUCCAAGCGGCUGCCUGCAAAGCUCUUGAGGGGCACCAGAUCGUUGAAUUUGUUGCUUGGAGUGACGCUGCUUUAGCCAACAGGGUUGACAUGGGUAGUACUGGUGGUUACGUUGUUGGUGCCACUACCAAAGACCUUCGAGAAGGAAAGAAAGCACGCGUGAACUUUGUAGGUUGGAAAACCUUCAAACUCAAAAGGAUCGCAAGAUCCAGCCUAGCGGCAGAGGUGCAAGCCUUUUCGGAGGCUGAAGAGGAACUUAUGUUCACGAGACUCCAGUGGGGCGAAAUGCUCGGUCAUGACCUCGAUCCUCGAUCUCCUGAAGAUGUGUUGGUUCGUGUUCCUGGGAUUCAUGUUACCGAUGCCAAGUCCCUCUAUGACUCGGUUCAGAAGGGUUUGGUGAACACAAGCGGUUUAGGACUUUCCGAGAAGUACAGUGCUUUGGAGCUUUUGUCGGUGAUGGAACGCUUGGACAGAGGUCACACGGAGACUCGUUGGGUGAAUUCUGACGCUCAAAUGGCGGAUGCUUUAACAAAGCAUCAAUGUCAGAGCUCCUUGCAUCAAGCUUUGGUUCAGGGACAUUGGAUCCUGGUCUAUGAUCCCCUUUUUGUUUCUGCCAAGAAGCGAAAGGCAGCUAAGCUAGGUCCAAAAGCUUAG
This is a messenger RNA of Durusdinium trenchii, 5151 nucleotides long. The record is from the annotation of a GenBank genome assembly. NCBI's taxonomy places the organism in Eukaryota, Dinophyceae, Suessiales, Symbiodiniaceae.